Molecule: messenger RNA, 1050 nt
Organism: Nipponia nippon (crested ibis)
Lineage: Eukaryota; Metazoa; Chordata; Aves; Pelecaniformes; Threskiornithidae
Source: RefSeq, a predicted model, not a curated record
UCUAGGACAGCAGCGAUGAAGCACUGUUUUUACAAUGAGACUGUGGGGUUCUUCUACAACAACAGCCGCAAAGAGCUGACCACAUACUGGAGGACAAAGGAUGUCCUGGUCGUUGCCCUGGGCCUGACGGUGAGUGUCAUCGUGCUCCUGACCAACCUGCUGGUCAUCACCGCUAUCAUCAUCAACCGGCGUUUCCACUACCCCAUCUACUACCUGCUGGGGAACCUGGCAGCUGCCGACCUCUUUGCUGGCAUCGCGUACAUGUUCCUCAUGUUCCACACGGGGCCCAGGACAGCAGAGCUCUCCCUGAAGACCUGGUUCAUCCGCCAGAGCCUGCUGGACACCAGCUUGACAGCCUCCGUGGUGAACCUGCUGGCGAUCGCUGUAGAAAGGCACCAGACUGUGUUCACCAUGCAGUUACACAGCAAAAUGUCCAACCAGCGUGUGAUGAUCCUGAUCUUCUGUAUUUGGGUCACGGCCCUGCUCCUGGGGCUCAUCCCGUCCUACGGCUGGCACUGCCUCUGUGCCCUGGAGAAGUGCUCCAGCAUGGCACCGCUCUACAGCAGGAGCUACCUGACCUUCUGGGCCAUCUCCAACCUUGUCAUCUUCCUGAUCAUGGUGGUUGUGUACACGCACAUCUUCAUCUAUGUCAAAAGGAAGAUGACACGGAUGUCCAAGCAUACUAGUUUCCACCCCCGCUACAAGGAGACCAUGAUCAGCCUUGUCAAGACGGUCACCAUUAUCCUAAGUGCUUUUGUCAUCUGCUGGACUCCAGGACAAGUUGUGCUCCUCCUGGAUGGCUUGGGCUGCAAGAGCUGCAAUGUUCUAGCGGUGGAGAAAUACGUCCUUUUGCUGGCAGAGAUCAAUUCGUUGAUAAACGCUAUUGUCUACUCUUACAGGGACAAUGAGAUGCGUAGCACCUUCCGGAGGAUCCUCUGCUUUGUCUGUUAUAGGAAUUCCAAAUACACCCCCACGGUGGUGAAGCUGAACACCACAGACCGCAGAACGCUUUCUCAGAACGGGCACUUUACUGUGGAUUCCUCUAUUUAG